AGCUUUCCCUGCUGUCGUUGCUCUUAUCCUAUCCUACGUUUGUUGCUCGGUUGCUUCUCUUCUUUCCUCUCUGUCUUCUGUCUUCUCUUCUUCUUCCUCACCAAAGUUGUUGAGUUGGUGUCCUGUUCUUGGACGGACAAGGGUGUUUAUCCAAAAGAAAUCCAUCCCGAGAUUUGCUUCUCUUGCGCGCACACUGGCACCGUCCGGAUCGCUGAAUCUUGCUGGUGGUGGUGGUGGUGGUGGUGGUGGUGGUGCACGGCCAUGUCGACGGCGGUGGCGGACGUGCCACCGGCGGCGGCCUACGGGUUCCCCGGAUCGGCCAAGAGAGGGAAGCCUGAGGAGGUGGUGGUGCUGAUGGGGAAGAGGAGGAACGAAGGGUUCUUCAUCGAGGAGGAGGAGGAGGAGGAGGAGGUGCUGACGGAGAGCUCGUCGAUCGGCGCGCCGUCGCCGGCGAGCUCGUCGAUCGGGGAGAACUCCGGCGAGGAGGAGGGAGGGGACGACGAGGAGGAGGUGGAGAGCAAGCUCAAGGCGGAGGAUGAGCAGGUCGGCCUCGGCUGCUUGGACGCCUUGGAGGAAUCCUUACCCAUCAAGAGGGGGCUCUCCAACUUCUACGCCGGCAAGUCCAAGUCGUUCACCAGCCUCGCCGAGGCGACGGCGUCGCCGGCGGCGGCGGCCAACGAGCUGGCCAAGCCGGAGAACCCCUUCAACAAGCGCCGCCGCAUCCUCGCCACCUGGUCGCGGCGAGCCUCCUGCAGCUCCCUCGCCACCGCCACCUACCUCCCACCUCUCCUCGCGCCCGACCACGCCGUCGCCGAGGGCGACGAGGGUGAGGAGGAAGACGACGAUUCAGACGACGAUGAGCGGCAGCACCGUGGCAAGAACGGCGGCCGGCGAGAGUCGGCGGCGCCGCCAUUGCCAUUGCCGCCGCCGAGGCUCACCUUGCACACCCAGAUGGGAGGAAUGGUGAGGAGGAAUGGAACAUUCAGGUCGCCGAGGUCGCUCUCACUGUCUGAUCUUCAGAACAGUGGCGGUUCAUGUUAGUUUGCUGCUAUUAGUACAAAAAAAAUAAUAAUUUUUACAGUUAGAGCAAAAAGCCAUUGAUCUCCUUUUGGCUGGUAGAGUUGUUACUGCUACAACUGCUUACUAUUAGUAACUAUAUAAUUAUAAUUAUAAUUGCAAUGCAUAAGGUCCAAGUUUGUUGUGAUCUACUAUGAUUCUAGUAACUCUCUGGUUUUUCUGAGUCCUGACCUGAUUAAGAAGACAUGUAUCAACUAUGUAUAUCUAUGAACUGACCUAACUUGAGGCUAUCAUUAACUAAUGAUGGUUUAUGAUUAGUCAAUUGCUUUGCUUUU
This is a messenger RNA of Oryza sativa Japonica Group (Japanese rice), 1352 nucleotides long. RefSeq names its product protein OXIDATIVE STRESS 3 LIKE 6. Lineage: Eukaryota; Viridiplantae; Streptophyta; Magnoliopsida; Poales; Poaceae. The record is from RefSeq and is a predicted model, not a curated record.